Toxorhynchites rutilus septentrionalis is the source of this 1196-nucleotide messenger RNA. It is a transcript of the gene Sec13, whose product is annotated as protein SEC13 homolog. Gene Ontology annotation, biological process: COPII-coated vesicle budding; protein import into nucleus; positive regulation of TOR signaling. The record is from RefSeq and is a predicted model, not a curated record. Gene Ontology annotation, cellular component: nuclear pore outer ring; COPII vesicle coat. The transcript has a single exon. Lineage: Eukaryota; Metazoa; Arthropoda; Insecta; Diptera; Culicidae. Gene Ontology annotation, molecular function: structural molecule activity; protein binding. Bases 125 to 1105 code for a protein of 326 amino acids.
UCUUGGUCAAACCUUCCACGUCAAAUUAUAUCUGUUUUCAUGUUAACAUUUCAACAGAAAAGUACAGAAUAAAAGUGUUUAAUUUCGAUUCAGGAAAAGAUUUAUAUUGUUGCUUGUUCCAAACAUGGUAUCCGUCCUGAACACAAUUGAUACUGGCCAUGAGGACAUGAUUCAUGGUGCGGAAGUGGAUUACUACGGCCUCCGUUUAGCGACCUGCUCAUCGGACAACUCCGUGAAAAUUUUCGAUAUAAAAAGCGGUGCCCAAACGCUAGCCGCAGACUUAAAAGGCCAUGGUGGACCCGUUUGGCAAGUUGCAUGGGCUCAUCCUCGUUAUGGUAACAUACUUGCAUCGUGUUCCUACGAUCGUAAGGUAAUCAUCUGGAAAGAAGCCGGUCCGGGAGAUUGGAGUAAAUGGUUCGAAUAUAGCAACCACGAUUCAUCAGUCAAUUCCGUGGCUUGGGCCCCAGCUGAAUACGGUUUGAUACUGGCUUGCGGGAGCUCGGAUGGAUCCGUGUCAAUUUUAACUUCUAACAUCGAGGCAGGAACGUGGGACGCAAAGAAAAUUCCAAAUGCCCACAGUAUUGGAUGCAAUGCAAUCAAUUGGUGUCCUGCCACGGGUCCCGAGCCAGUGUUUGAUCAAAGACCAAGCAAACAACAAUCAGCAGUAAAACGUCUUGUCACCGGAGGAUGUGAUAACUCCGUAAAAAUUUGGAAGGAAGAUGGCGAGCGCUGGGAAGAAGAAAAACGCUUGGAAUUGCACUCGGAUUGGGUUCGAGAUGUAGCCUGGGCUCCUAAUGUUGGUCUUCCACGCCAUCAGAUCGCCAGUUGCUCCCAAGAUCGCAGAGUCAUCAUUUGGAGCAGUGAAGAUCUACUGAACUGGCAGUCCACAAUACUUAACAACUUUGAUGAUGUUGUAUGGAAUGUUAGUUGGUCAUUGACCGGCAAUAUAUUAGCUGUUUCUGGAGGAGACAAUAAAAUCAGUUUGUGGCGCGAAAAUAACGAAGGUCAAUGGAUUUGUAUUAGCGAAGAUACAAGUUCAUCCGGUCAGCAACACUCUUUGAAUCAAACUCAAAAUACCUUGGUGCCAGAGCAAAGAACGCUGUAGAUUAACGCAACGAUAUACAAACACAGCUUAUCAAUAUGUUUUGUAUUUGUACCAAAACGCAUCUAAAUAAACAUUCAUUCUCCAGAUACAA